CACAAGGCCCAGGGUGCUCCACGGAUAUUGCGCAUGUGCAUGGAAGGAAUCGCGCAGACAGCUGAUAACUCAUCUAUUAUGCCACUUCGCUAAAUAAAAGGUGCCAGAAAACUGCGAACUAAACACCGCUGGAGCCAUUUGAGGACAAAGCAAUAAAGGCAGCUGUGCGAUGGGAUGUGAGUGUGUCUGGAGGACCACGGAGCAGAAAGAGGCGCCCUGUUUCCACUGAAGACCCCAGAACACGCGCUCAGACGUGCGUCACACACACCGGGAGGAAGCAGGAAGUAGGAGUCCGCAGUCAGGAUGUCGGCCCCGCCUGAGGCCACCCCGCCCCUCAUCAACCCCCCGGCCCCUGAAACCUCCAACCCCACCAAGCCUGGCCGGAAGACAAACCAGCUGCAGUACAUGCAGAACGUUGUGGUCAAGACACUCUGGAAGCACCAGUUUGCGUGGCCCUUCUACCAGCCUGUCGACGCCAUCAAACUGGGCCUUGCCGACUAUCACAAGGUGAUCAAGAGCCCCAUGGACAUGGGCACCAUCAAGAAGCGUCUGGAGAACAGCUACUACUGGAGUGCCAGCGAGUGCAUGCAGGACUUCAACACCAUGUUCACCAACUGUUACAUCUACAACAAGCCGACAGACGACAUCGUCCUGAUGGCCCAGGCGUUGGAGAAGAUCUUCCUGCAGAAAGUGGCCCAGAUGCCCCAGGAGGAAGUGGCUCUCCUGCCUCCAGCCCCCAAAAACAAGGCCCGGAAACCAUCUGGCCCUGGUCAAGUGAGCCAGCUAGCGGAGUCGUCCGCCUCGCCCCCCAACACGUACCCCAGCACCCCGCCUCUCGCCCCCCAGGCGCCCGUCAUCUCAGCCACGCCCACGCCCGUGCCAACCGUCGCCUCCGCCCCCGCACCCACGCCCACCCCAGCGCCGCCCCCACCCGCCAUGAUGCCCACCGCACAGCCCGUCGUCAAGAAGAAGGGUGUGAAGAGGAAAGCAGACACCACCACCCCGACCACGUCAGCCAUCGCUGCCAGCAGGAGUGACUCCCCUCCCCUGGACACCAAACAGGCCAAGGUGGCGUCCCGCCGCGACAGCGCCCCGCGCCCCCCCAAGCCCCCCCGCAAGGAGGAGGAGGGGGCGGAGGCGGGGGGGAAGAAGGGGCGGGCGGGGGCGGGGGUGGGGGAGCAGAUGAAGCACUGUGACACCAUCCUGAGGGAGAUGCUGUCGAAGAAGCAUGCGGCGUACGCCUGGCCCUUCUACAAGCCUGUGGACGCUGCAGCCCUGGAGCUGCACGACUACCACGAGAUCAUCAAACACCCCAUGGACCUCAGCACUGUCAAGACCAAGAUGGACAGCAGAGAAUACCCCGACGCCCAGAGCUUCGCCACGGACGUGCGGUUGAUGUUCUCCAACUGCUACAAGUACAACCCUCCUGACCACGAGGUGGUUGCCAUGGCGCGCAAGCUGCAGGAUGUUUUCGAGAUGCGCUUCGCCAAGAUGCCCGACGAGCCUGUGGAGCCGGCGGCGCCCCCGGUGGUCAGUAAGAGCACGGCGAGCAGCGACAGCAGUGCCGGCUCCUCCUCCUCAGACAGCUCCGACUCCGAGGAGGAACGCGCCACGCGGCUGGCCGAGCUACAGGAACAGCGGUUCACUCAGGAGCACCCCGCUGCCAAAAGGGCGGGGGAAAAAAACGGGUGUGCCAAACGUUUCCAGUUGAAGGCGGUCCACGAACAACUGGCUGUCCUAUCACAGGCUCCGGUCAGCAAACCAAAGAAGAAGAAGGAGAAAAAGGACAAGGAGAAGAAGAAAGAGAAGGAGAAGGAGAAGCCGGCCAAGGGGAAGGUGGAGGACGAGAAGAGAGCCAAGGCUCCGCAACAGACCAAGCCAGCCAAUCAGAAGAAAGCUCCGGCCAGGAAAGCCAACAGCACCGUUACAGCCCCCAGGCAACCGAAGAAGGGAUCGAAGGCGGGGCCGGCAAACGGCGAGGAGGGGGAGGAGCCGUCCCUGCCGAUGUCGUACGACGAGAAACGCCAGCUCAGCCUGGACAUCAACCGUCUGCCGGGGGAGAAGCUGGGCCGCGUCGUCCACAUCAUCCAGUCCCGCGAGCCCUCGCUGCGGGACUCGAACCCGGACGAGAUCGAGAUUGACUUCGAGACGCUCAAGCCGUCUACUCUGAGGGAGCUGGAGAGAUACGUCAAGUCCUGCCUGCAGAAGAAACAACGCAAGCUGCUACUGGGUUCUGGGAAAAAGAGUUCCAGGUCUAAGGAGGAGCUGGUUCAGGAGAAGAAGAGAGUGUUAGAGCAGAGACUACAGGACGUGAGCGGACAGCUGGGCAGCAGCAAGAGAUCGUCCAGAACAGAGAAGGCGGCGGGCGCGGCUGCAGGGGGCGGAGCCUCUCGUCUGAGUGGCAGCAGCAGUUCCUCUGAGUCUGGCAGCAGUAGCUCCAGCGGGUCCAGCUCCAGCAGUGACUCAGACUGAACACACACACACACACUGAACACACACACACACGUAUACACUCACAUAUACACACAUACAUGCACGCAAACACGUGGAUCCAGCUUCUGUAGUGACUCGGACUAAACACACACACACAAUAGAUCUGUCUCCAGUAAGGACACACGUACAAACACGUAGACACAUGACACAACACACAAACGUGUGAAUCCAUCUCCAGUAGUGACCCGGGACUGAACAUACAGACAUGUAUCCACUUCUAGUUGUGACUCAGACUGAACACACACACACCACCCGAAGGCCACUCGGAGGAGUUCCAUCCUGAAGCCAGACUGUACAUAUGUGAGGCCCUCUCGCUCAUUUAACCCUUUUCUAGCUACUAGUGCUAAUCUCCUUGGAGGACCUUCUCUCUGAGGAACAGCAGGUGUGGUCUGAGGAACCUGGCCAUGUGUUGUACGUAGAGGCCCGUAGUGUCGUACGGCCAGUAGGAACAGAGUGAGACUGCAGUAUCUGACUGUCCCUAGUCUCUCUGUGUUGUGCUGCCCUACAAGGGCACCGCCUGGUACCACCCCCACCUUCGUCUACAGACAGGAAAAGCAACGUGUCUCUUCCUCUGCAGACAGGAAGAGCAAUGUGUCUCUUCCUCUGCGGACAGGAAGAGCAACGUGUCUCUUCCUCUACGGACAGGAAGAGCAACGUGUCACCUCCUCUACGGACAGGAAGAGCAACGUGUCACUUCCUCUUGGUUAUCCCGGCUGACCACGGCUGCUGUCUGGGAGGCUCGUUGUCGUUAUCCCCAGAGGGGAAUCCUGGACGACAACACUAAAGACUUUUUUCCGUGGCAACGAUAGCUCCCUUCCCCUGGCAGACUACUGCUCUCCCCCCUGCCCCGACCCUCCCUCACCUCAGCAACAUUCCAGAAGCAUCCACGGUCAGAGGGUUCUAGCCAGCGCCGUAAACACCGGCGGCUCUGGACCACAGCUACCGAUCAACUCGGAAACAGUAUCGCCACGGUUACAGCAUAUCCGUGGUUACUUCAGUCGUCACAGGAUUAACGAUGAUGUCAUUGAAACGUUCCGUGGAUUCAGAAUGACAUUUGUUUGGUUUUUUUUAAGUGAUCUCUGGAGAAGCAUGGUACACGUCUCAAUCCUGUCCACCUCCUCUGACCUCCAGGGUCUCCCUGACCUCUGACCUGCCUGCAGCCCCCAGGCUUGCCGUCUAUUUGCAGAGUGUCAGAGGCGGAGGUCAGGACGUCAGUUAACCCAACACUACUUCUUCAUAUUUCUUCACGGAUUGUGUUGAUGUCUUUUACGUGUCUCAUAUUUUGUACCAGUGUUUGUUUUGAUACUCCCCACUCCCCCCCCCCCCCUGACCCCAGUACACAGGGCAGACCAGACUGAUUCUUGGGGUUGGGAAUAAACUGCCCUGACAGACAAACCUACAAACCCACCUCUGAUUCUCCACUAAUCAGCUCCUCGAGUGAUAUGUCCAGUUAGUCGAUUUAGAAUUUGUUCUGCAGAGCCGUUAAGACUGGGUUUUCUUUUUUCCUUAGGGUUUUCCUCCUACUUUUUUCGCUGUUUCUCUAGCUCCUGUCUCUUUCACUCCCCUCUCUCUCUCUCUCUCUGCCAGUGGUGGGGCAGUGCCAUACCUGGCACCUGCCAUUACUGCCACCUGUCAUUUCUGAAUGUAAUACAAUGGUUUGUUUGUUUGUUUAUUGGACAGCGGUUCUAUUGAAAUGUUUCAUUUUUUCCUAUUCUGGUGUAACAAACACUAACUGUAGCCUGGUUCUCUGUAGUAUUUGUGUGAAAAACACAUAAAACAACUUAAUUAGUUUACUGAACACAGGACACAUGACAGUCUGUUCAAAGUAAAUGUCAACCAUCUUUUUGUUUUCUAUUUGAGCAUAGCGAGACCUUUUGUAAAUCAAGCUAGUGAACUAUGUUGUGAUUUGCUCUCUGGUCUUCCUUCCAAAUUCCAAAUCAUGUAUUCAGGUUGUUUGUUUGAUACCUUGUGUAAUACAGCUGUGGUGACUGAUGACAGAUGUGGCUGUUUUAUCUGACGUGGUAAGUGUGACUGUCUCCAGUCAGUCCUGCGGCCUGAGAAGGGGACACCCAGACGCCUGGCGACCCACAACACAGACAGCAUCAGCUGGAUUAGCUGAGUGAUGAAAGGGGUUAUGAGUAGAAGUCUUUUCAUCAUAUUCACUCAUUUUUGUUUUUAGUUUCAUGGUCAAUUUAUAGUUGAUUUUAUAUUUUAAUUAAAUGAUUUUAUGUAUUUGCAUGCA
Messenger RNA from Osmerus eperlanus (European smelt), 4735 nucleotides. Its product is annotated as bromodomain-containing protein 3-like. The transcript has 13 exons. Gene Ontology annotation, biological process: chromatin remodeling; regulation of DNA-templated transcription. NCBI's taxonomy places the organism in Eukaryota, Metazoa, Chordata, Actinopteri, Osmeriformes, Osmeridae. Bases 304 to 2472 code for a protein of 722 amino acids. The record is from RefSeq and is a predicted model, not a curated record. Gene Ontology annotation, cellular component: chromatin; nucleus.